GUUGCUGAAUGGUAGUUUAGUUUAUUUAGUUACUUUGUUAUUCCAACUGUUAUUGUUGGUUGUUAAUUAUAGCUUAAUUAGUAACUGUAUCUCUGUACAAAUCAAAGUCAUAGCUCAUUGGCCAUUUUAUUCUCUCUUUUCUUUCUCAACUACUAAAGAGAAUUUAUAACACUGACUGUACUACACUCGUCACAUGGGGGUACGUAAUAAUUUGUACCCCACAAACAUUAAUAAUGGAGUAACUGAUCAACCCUUACCAUUAACAACAUUUAACUCGUCUUUACUUUCGUGCCUUCUAGGACUUUUCCUUGACUGAAUAUGUAUAAUUAGCAAGUUUGCUUAGUAUUCAGGCUGUGAAAUUUGAUAACAUAUAAUCUUUCAUAAAAAGAAUCUCAUUUUCAAUUCAUUAUAUUUCUGAGAAGUAUUAUUAGAUGGCUGCAACAAUUGUUUCUUCUUCUUCUUCUUCUUCUUCCUCUUCUUCUUCUUCUUCACACAAGUAUGAUGCGUUUCUUAGUUUCAGAGGUCGUGAUACUCGAAUGAGUUUUACAAGUCAUCUUUACACAGCAUUAUGCGGGAAGAAGAUUUUAGCCUAUAUGGAUCACAAGCUCAAGAGUGGAGAAGAGAUUUCAUCAACACUUCUAACUGCCAUUGAGGAGUCAAAAAUUUCCAUAGUCAUAUUCUCCAAAAAUUAUGCUACUUCAAGGUGGUGUUUAGAUGAAUUAGUACACAUAAUGGAGUGCAAAGAAGAAAGAAACCAUAUUGUUUUGCCUGUCUUUUAUCGCGUAGAUCCAUCAGAUGUGCGACAUCAGAAGGGUAGCUAUAAUGAGAAGCGUUACAAUAAGAACCAUACGAACACUAACACACUACAACAAUGGAAGAAGGCUUUGACAGCCGCUGCCAAUUUAUCUGGCCCUGAAUUAAAACAUAAUGAGUCAUUGGAUGAGUCAACCUUUGUAAAGAAAGUUGUCCAAAAAGCUCUUGACAUCUUAAAUAAUAUCCCAGCUGAAGUGACAAGUGAUGAUUCUAUGGGUUUAGUUGGAAUCGAAAAACGUUUCGAGAAAAUUAAAUCCUUGUUACAAUUGGAUUGCUCGGAUGUACGUGUGAUUGGCAUUUGGGGAAUGCGCGGUAUAGGAAAAACAACACUUGCUCAGACUGUAUACGAUCGAUUCUUUAACCAAUUUGAGGGUUUCCAUUUUGCAAAGUUAAGGGAAGAGUUAAGUGAAACCGAACUGGAUAAUAUGAAAAGGCGGUUGUUUUCUGACUUAUUGAAUGACAAAAAUCUAGAUCCUAUGCACAGCUCUUUUGCAAAGCAAAGGCUUCGUCGAAAGAAAGUGCUUGUUGUUCUUGAUAAUGUUAAUGAGAGGCAAUUAGAAUGGUUAGUCGGAGAUAAUGUUCCAAAUUUUGCUACAGAACGGUUUGGUAUUGGAAGUAGAAUCAUUUUAACUGGUAGAGACAAGAAGUUGCUCAUCAUGGCUAGAGCUCAUGUGAUAUACGACGUUGAAGCAUUAGAUUUUGAUGAAGCACUUAAACUAUUUCAUCGGAAAGCCUUUGGAGAAGACUCAACUCAUUUCAAGUCAGAGUUUGAAGAGAUGUACCCAAGAAUUGUAAAUUAUGCCCAAGGAAAUCCUUCAGAUCUUCGUUAUUUGGGUUCUCACCUUCGUCAUAAGAGCAUAAAAGAAUGGGAAAGUGUAUUGGUAAAGCUAGAAGAAGCUCCUAAUAAAGAGAUUGAAAAAGUGUUGAAAAUAAGUUAUGAUGCACUCGAUGAGGGAAAGAAGGCUUUAUGUCGUGAAAUAGGAACGAACAUCCUUGUGGAAAAGUCUCUUGUAAACAUCAUGCAUGGCAUGAUAAGACAGAUGCCUUUGGAAUUUGUUCGUGGAGACCCAAUAGAGAUUGGACAACAUAGCCUAUUAUGCUAUGCUCAUGAUGUCUCUUACGCCUUAAAAAAUAAUAAAGGGAGUGCAUUAACCGUAGGUAUACUCUUAGACGUUUCAAAGAUGCAUGAAGGGCCAAGCUUGACAUCUACAGCCUUUGAAGAUAUGUGUAAUUUAAGAAUCUUGAAAAUUCAUAAACCCGAUGAUGGUGAAAAUUAUUCCAAAUUGAUCAUAAACAUUCCUCAAGGACUUCAGUCUCUUCCUCGUUCUCUUCGAUAUCUAGUCUGGCCUAACUACUCUUUGAACUCUUUAGCAUCAAAUUUUGAGUCUCACAAUCCUUUCAAACUUGGCAUGUGCUUUAGUAAGGUCAAGCAACUUUGGAGUGGUGUCCAGAAUCUUGGAAACAUAAAAGGCAUCGAUCUUUCUUUUUGCGAGGAACUGAGAAAACUUGUAGACCUGUCCCAGGAUCCAAAGAUACAGAACUACAUGCCUGCUACUACAAAACACUUGAAUUUAAGAAAAUCUAGCAUUGAAACAUUUCCGUCAUCAUUUGAGUCUCUCGAGAAUCUUAAGAGUCCUCCUAAGCUUCCAAGGAAUAUAAAGACAUUUAAUUUGCUAUGUCGAAGCCUAGAGAGUCUCCCAUCUAACGUUUGGACAUUAAAGCUUCUUAAAAUGUUUAAGAACUAUAAUUGCUCCAGAUUAAAAUACUUGCCUCAAAUUCCAGAGGUUGCUGAGCAUAUAAAUCUAGAUGCAACAAGAAUCCAAGAGCUACCCUCAUCGGUUGAAAAUCUAGUCGUCCUUCACCAUCUAGACUUGAAUUGGUGUGAGAUUCUUAAGUUUGUACCUAAAGACCUUAGCACAUUGAGUCAUCUUUCAAGGCUCUCCCUUGCAGGUUUGAAACUUGGAUGUUUCCCUCCCAUGCUACUUGGUUUUCACUCUUUAACUACUCUAGAGUUUGGUUACUGCAACAUAUCAGAAAUCCCUGAUUGGUUCGGUUCUUUAUCAUCUCUGACAAAAGUUGAUAUAAGAGGAAACAAUUUUCACAGCAUUCAUCCAUGCAUAAGGCAACUUCAGAAUCUCAAGUACCUAAACGUAAGCCGUUGCAAGAAUCUUCGACAUGUUCUGGAGCUGCGUGCCUCUGUAGAAAACGUUGAGGCAAGUGAGUGCUUGUCCCUGGAGAUAGUCGAAAAUUCUUCAAAUGGUAAUGUUAAUGAACUAGCAGGAUCUAUUAGUUGCACGGAAGAUGAGGUAGGAUUUCUGUUUUUUAAUUGCUUGAAAAUGGACUGGAAUGCGCGAGACAACGUGCUCAUUAACUUCUUAACCCAAGUUCUUCUCAUCUCAGCCACUGAAAGUGAACCUUCAUCUGAUCCAUUGACAGAAUUUACGACCGUUCGAACUUGCUAUCCGGGUGACAGAAUUCCUAAGUGGUUCAGCAAUCAGCGCCAGGGAUCUACAGCAACUAUCAAGCUUCCACCAAAUUGGCUCAGUGACAAUUUUUUUGGUUUCGCAACAUGUGUGGCUCUCGAAUUUGAUGACCGUUCUAAGUUCAAUUAUCUGAACAUUGAUACUACCAUAUAUUUCAAAACAGAUCAUGGUACUAAUGAUGAUGAGAAAGAUGAAGUCUAUGAUUUUAGAGUGAAUUUCAUCAAUGAUAUUAUUGAAUCAAUGGAGAAGCAAAGCUUAACUAUCCGUUCCGAUCACGUGUUCAUUUGGUAUCCUCACAAUGCUAAUAAGUUCCGUGAGAAGAAACUCGAUGGUGCAAUGGAGGCAUUGUUUGACUUCUCUUGUCAUCUCUAUUCGGGAAAAAGACCAGAAUCUAAAAAGCUUGAUAUUAAGGUGAAAAGUUGUGGGAUUCGCAUGAUAUAUCUCCCAGAAGCAAAGGAAGACUUGUAUUCAUCCAUUGCUAGUUCAUCCUCCAAUGGCUGCCAUAUAUCUGAGGAACCAGAGCCAAGUACGAGUAAUGAGCCUGAACCAAGUGGAGCCGAAACCAAUUGUUCUGAUGCAGAUGAAUCUCCUAUGCACAGUGUUAAUAAAUGUUUCGAUUUCUUCGGCUGCUUACCCUUUCUCUCCAUACUUACUGAGUGGAAAGCGGCGAAGCAAAGUUGAAUCCUUCAUUUGCAGAGAAAUAUUUCCGUUGGAGCUUUGCUGCAAGCUAAAAUGUAUAA
Humulus lupulus (European hop) is the source of this 4036-nucleotide messenger RNA. RefSeq names its product disease resistance-like protein DSC1. Gene Ontology annotation, molecular function: ADP binding; protein binding. The record is from RefSeq and is a predicted model, not a curated record. Gene Ontology annotation, biological process: defense response; signal transduction. Lineage: Eukaryota; Viridiplantae; Streptophyta; Magnoliopsida; Rosales; Cannabaceae. The transcript is spliced from 6 exons. Bases 432 to 3977 code for a protein of 1181 amino acids.